UGAACUUAGUUUACACUGAGCAGAAGACAAGAUGGCGUCAGCAUGGCUGAUCGCUGUUUCAAUGUUGUGCACUGCAAAUUUGCAACGGUUCCUUGUCCAAGGCGAGACCCCGACGCCAAAGUUCCUGACGACAGCCACAAAUGUGACUGUCAACAAAGGUUCAGUAGCCGUGCUGCCCUGCGCUGUUCAAAACAUCGGCACUCAACAGGUAGUGUGGCGUCGCGACUCGUCCCCCAAUCCCUUGACUAUUGGUUCACUGACGUUCACCAGCGACAGCCGUAUAAGUGUACAUCAUCGGCCGCAGUCCUCGGGCUGGAACCUCCACAUCAAGCAAGUGUCGCCCGAGGACGCCGAUGUUUAUAUGUGUACUUUGCCCGGAAGAGAACGUGUCUUGAGUCGCGCAGUGUCACUGACGGUGCAAGACACUGCCGCUGGGGGAAAUGCCGCCUCAAAAUCAGUUCCAGGUAUAAGAAUAUCCGGCCCCCAAUUCGUGGAAGAGGGACAUGCAUUGCGCCUUGUUUGUAACGCCACCGGAGCUGUUUCUCCCCCAAAUGACAUUGACUGGUUCAAGGAUGGCGUAAAAGUCACACGGGAAGUCCGACUUCUGAUCGCAAAAACAGUGUCUAUGGCAAGGAGAACCUUAAACAGUGUCCUGUACAUCGACACAGCCGAGAUGACCGAUGCUGGGACGUACGUUUGCAGAACAUCGGAUCUCCAGAUUACAAGCACCAAAGUAUUUAUCAUCAAAGGAAGUAAGGAAGAAGGUGAUGCUGUUAAAUGUUUUCCUCUUCCGUUUUGGAUAGCUGUAUUCUGAUGGCUAGUGUACGAUCACCUGCCUUUCAAAGUCAUGAUUUUGUACAUUUUAAUGAACAAUGAUGACCUGGUGUUGAGUUCGCAAAUAUUUAAUUUCAUUGCAUUGUUUUUACUUACUUUCAUUGAAUCCACAUUUUCAUUGUUUCACUUCAUUUCAACAUCUUCAUCUCAUUCUAAAUUUAUUACACGUGUGACGUUUUCAUUGCACUUUCUCUAACAUGUGAAUAACCCGGUAUGACAUGAUACGCGAUGUCCGAUUUUACUCCAGUCCUGCUGGAGACUGAGCCAUGCAUACACCACUGAACGUAUUCCAGAGGGACAGACCUUAGUAAACACAACACGGAGUUGUGAGGUGAUAGCUUGAUAAAGAAACAUCAGGCUGUCAUCUUGGUGUGUAUUACUACAAAUAAGAUCAGAGUUAUGUUACAAGAUGGCAUAGUCUCAAUAUAACCGGGUUUUGAUGGUAUAACAGAAAACAUAUAUGCACAGUUAUCCUCGUUCACAACAUUUA
Molecule: messenger RNA, 1324 nt
Organism: Haliotis rubra (blacklip abalone)
Lineage: Eukaryota; Metazoa; Mollusca; Gastropoda; Lepetellida; Haliotidae
Product: hemicentin-2-like
Exons: 4
Coding region: 32-814 (260 amino acids)
Biological process (GO): synapse organization
Cellular component (GO): neuron projection membrane
Source: RefSeq, a predicted model, not a curated record